AUGUCGUUUCUUCAUGCACAAUCUUGCGAAUGUUUGAAAUCCGAACUCUUACUAUUCGAUAUACCGCCGACACAAACAACUAUCGAGGGAUCGCAUUGGAUUCAUUAUAAGCCUAUAUCAUCUUUAACUGAUGAUUCACCGAUAGAAUUUGUUGUACCUGGCAAUGGAGAAGAAUAUAUAGAUCUGGCUCAUACUAUGCUUAGUGUACGUGUCAGCUUAAUUUAUACAGGAGAACAAAAAGAUCCAUUACCCGAAGUCGGUGUUGUCAACAACUUUAUGCAUUCAAUCAUAUCUCAAGCUGAUAUCUAUUUUAACCAAAAACCGAUAGUACCGCCAAAUAAUACUUACGCUUAUCGAGCCUACAUCGAAACUUUACUCAAUUACGGACCAGCUGCCAAAAAUUCACACUUGAGCACCGUUCUUUGGUCAUGCGAUACAGCAAAUAAAAUGGAUGAUUGUAAAAAUGUCAAUAACGGUCUGGUUACUCGGCGUCUCUUUAUGACAAAUAACAGUGUCGAUAUGAUCGGUCAUCUUCAUUGCGACGUGUUUAAUCAGGAAAAACUUUUACUAAACGGUGUAGAAGUACGCGUCCGUUUAAUACGAUCUCGCGACAGUUUCGCAUUAAUGGAUCCUACAGAUAGUUAUCGUAUCCGUAUCGACGAGGCUAAUUUAAUUGUACGUAAGGUUAAAAUUAGUCCUAGUGUUCAACUGACACACGCAAAAGCUUUGAUGAAAACGACAGCCAAAUAUCCAAUCACUCGAUUAGAAGUCAAGGCUGUAACGUUGCAAAGCGGUAUUCACUCUCAGAGUAUAGAUAAUAUUUUAUUGGGAACUAUACCGAAGCGUAUCAUCAUUGGCUUUGUGGAAAAUAAGGCAUACAACGGCGAUAAAUCAUUGAAUCCGUUCAAUUUCAAAAAUUUUGGUAUUAACUUUUUAUGUCUGUAUAUCGAUGGUGUACAGAUUCCGUCAAAACCCCUAACGCCCGAUUUUUCACGGAAUGAAUAUGUAGAUGCCUAUCACACCCUAUUUUCGGGUACAGGUAUACACUUCCUGGAUAAUGGAAACAAUCUUUCACGGUUAAAAUAUCCCAACGGUUAUUGUCUAUUUGCAUUCGAUUUGACACCCGAUUUAUCGGCUAAUGAUCUAUCUCAUUGGAAUCUCAUAAAACACGGAUCUGUAAGAUUAGAUGUACGCUUUGCGGCUGCAUUGGAAUCUACAGUGAAUUGUAUUAUAUACGCUGAAUAUGAAAAUAUUUUAGAAAUUGACGCGUCUCGACAAGUUUUAGUCGACUUUGCGAGCUAA
Molecule: messenger RNA, 1302 nt
Organism: Trichogramma pretiosum
Lineage: Eukaryota; Metazoa; Arthropoda; Insecta; Hymenoptera; Trichogrammatidae
Exons: 1
Coding region: 1-1302 (433 amino acids)
Biological process (GO): deoxyribonucleotide biosynthetic process
Cellular component (GO): cytosol
Molecular function (GO): ribonucleoside-diphosphate reductase activity, thioredoxin disulfide as acceptor
Source: RefSeq, a predicted model, not a curated record